AUGCAUAGGCCGAUCAACAAUGGCAUAGGCGGCACGCACGCGGCCUGCGCCUCGUGCAAGCACCAAAGGAAGAAGUGUGACGAAAAGUGCGUGCUGUCUCCUUACUUCCCCGCGGAGAAAUCCGUGGAAUUCCAAGCCGUGCACGGGGUGUACGGCGUCAGCAACGUGACCAAGAUGGUGCUUGCCGUGCGCGAGCAGGACCGGCAGUGGGUCGCCGACUCGCUCAUCUGGGAGGCCAGGCACCGGCAGCAGGACCCGGUCCACGGCGCGUUCGGGGAGUACCAAAGGAUACAAAACGAGCUCCAAUACUACAAGAGCUUGCUCCAGAAGCAAGCGAUCCAAUCGCAACGCUUGCAAGGGGAGAUCAGCAAGAGAAGCCACAGCAUGGCGCGAAGCUUUGGCAGGUGGAACAACAAGUGCACGAACGCGAUGGCGUUCGACCCUGGGACGAGCAUGAAUACCGUGGCGAGUUUCGCGGGAGGGAUUGCUCAUGGCACCGCUAUGAAUAGUACCUACGCGCGCGACAGCGGCAGCUGCACAAUCGAUUCGAUUCCAUAUCAGGGGCAGAGUUCAGAAGAUUUGAAACAAGAAAGAGAGAUUGCUUCUGGCCUCCCACUCCAACAAGAAGUUAUUAAUGAGUUUAAUCAACACUACUUUCUCUCAGGUAAUUUAUGCCGUCCGAGUUUUCUAUUCAAUUCGAUUCCCCGAUCGCGAUAG
Eucalyptus grandis is the source of this 717-nucleotide messenger RNA. Its product is annotated as LOB domain-containing protein 2. The record is from RefSeq and is a predicted model, not a curated record. The transcript has a single exon. Lineage: Eukaryota; Viridiplantae; Streptophyta; Magnoliopsida; Myrtales; Myrtaceae. Bases 1 to 717 code for a protein of 238 amino acids.